Molecule: messenger RNA, 1837 nt
Organism: Carcharodon carcharias (great white shark)
Lineage: Eukaryota; Metazoa; Chordata; Chondrichthyes; Lamniformes; Lamnidae
Gene: alkal2b
Product: ALK and LTK ligand 2b
Exons: 6
Coding region: 512-976 (154 amino acids)
Biological process (GO): positive regulation of ERK1 and ERK2 cascade; positive regulation of ERK5 cascade
Molecular function (GO): receptor signaling protein tyrosine kinase activator activity; receptor tyrosine kinase binding
Source: RefSeq, a predicted model, not a curated record
GUCAGUCAGAGACCGUCACAUCAUCAUCCGGCUGACGAAAAUAAUGCAAUUCAAGGAGUGCUUGAUCGGGAAGAAUGAUUUUUUCGAAUAGCGUUAACACGUUUCCAAUUAAAGAAACGCCGGGGUAAUCCGGUGGGACCGAUUACGUCGGCAAAAAGUCAGUAAAAGGCUGGGAAAGAUCUAACGAAAGUUACCGAGCAAAGGUUGCCAAGUGGACUUUUAUUGUUUACCACCCACCUCAAGUCGAUAAUAUCAUAUUGAACUACCAUAUGCAUCAUAUACUAUAUAAGGGCCUGCGUUUACAGGCACGGCUGAAAUGGUGUAGUUUAUGGAAUAAAGUGCACACCGGGAGAAAUUAUUCAUUUCGUGAGCAAGUUUCUACCUUGUCUGAACGGCGACAGAAUAAAAAAGGACACGAGUUGCGAGGAGAGGCAGUAGGGUAUAUUUUGUGAAGCCCGGUUUAAAGUGCCACCAGUCGCGGCUCGGAGGCUUGAACCUGAUUUCAACAGCAAUGAACGGACUGAGGUCGCCCUUUUUCUUUGGACUUGUACUUCUAAUAAUCACAGCUGGAUUUUGCAAAGAGAGGACAGAUCUCACGGAGUUACGGGAAAACAAAACCCUAUUUAACUUAAUAUUGGAAAUCAUCAAUCAGUUACAAAAACAGCACGAGGAAGAAACCAACGAGGUGAACUAUUUCCCACAAGGUGUCGAUUAUACUUUUGAUUCUCAGGAACUACCCGACAAUGAUGUCUAUCAUAAGGAGGAGAGGGUUGAGAUAGUGCCCAGAGAUCUGAGGAAGAUGAAAGACAAGUUUUUAAAACACUUAACAGGUCCUCUUUACUUCAGCCCUAAGUGCAGCAAACACUUCCACCGGCUGUACCACAACACCAGGGACUGCACCAUACCAGCAUAUUAUAAAAGAUGUGCCAGACUUCUGACAAGAUUGGCAGUCAGUCCGAUGUGUGUGAAAGGCUAAAUUCGAUUACUGAUGAGAACGUUAAGUUAAGAUAUCCCCAGAACCAAGAAAAGUGCCUUGGAAAACAACAGGGAAAUACAUUGAUCUCAAUACCUUUAUAACAUAUUCCAUUGUGAACAAAGAUUUAUUUUUGCAAACUGAUGGAUUACCUCCAUAAACUCCUUAAUGUGCAUUUUGUAUGUUGUCAACAUUAUUUCUGUAAUUCUGUACAUUCAUAUAAAUAACUGCCAACGUUACAAAGGCUGAACAUUUAAGAAAAUAAUAACACUUCACUGUUUUUCUGUGUAAUGCUGCCAAAAAAUGCACAAAUGCUUUCUUGUUCAACAACUGAUGUUUGGAGCAUUCUUUUGUAUUAAAUAUUGAGACACUCAGAUACUGUUCAAGACAAGGCCAAUGAAUCCUCAAUUUACUGUAGGAUUUUUUUUUCAUGCUUCAGAGUGCUGGUUACCUUUACUUGUCAUAUGUAAUGCUUAUGCAGUCUAAAACCAUUUGCUGUGUCAUAACACUGCAAAAUAUUGAUAUAAUAGAAUGCUUUGGUUUGCCCUCUACCCCAAGGGAUAAGUUAUGGUUUGCAUGACAUUUUUCCUGCCUUUGUCUUUACAAAAUUUAAUAUUUUAAAACUACACUGUUAGGUUAGUACAUUGUUGGUUAUGGUUUACAUUCCCUGAGCUGAAAAAAAGUUUGUGAGCAAUUAUCUUUUCUCUACCACAGUGGAGUGUCAUUUAUACAGAAACAUACAAGAUAAUGUCAUUAGUCACUGUACAUUAAGAUUUAUAAACAUUCCAGCUAACAUGUGCAAUAUGUAUAUAUUGUAAAGACCUGAAUAUAUAUCAGUUAUAAAAUAAAGUGUUUGGUAUUUCA